Messenger RNA from Doryrhamphus excisus (bluestripe pipefish), 2719 nucleotides. Its product is annotated as target of Myb1 membrane trafficking protein. Gene Ontology annotation, cellular component: membrane; endosome. Lineage: Eukaryota; Metazoa; Chordata; Actinopteri; Syngnathiformes; Syngnathidae. Gene Ontology annotation, molecular function: ubiquitin binding; clathrin binding; phosphatidylinositol binding. The record is from RefSeq and is a predicted model, not a curated record. Gene Ontology annotation, biological process: signal transduction.
CUUGCGCGCGCAUUCACGUGACCGUCUGCUCUGAGGCAAGUAGCAGCACAGCAGAAAGGCAGCACUGCGGUUCUGUAUUGACUAUUUGAGUAGACUUUUAAACGUACGUUUUCCAUUUGACGUUCGCUGCCAACUAAACAGGAUGUUUUCGCUCGGAGAGAAGAUGGAGUUUCUCAUCGGAAACGCCUUUUCAACACCUGUUGGUCAGAGAAUUGAGCGAGCAACCAGUGGCUUUCUGCAGUCAGAGGACUGGGGGCUCAACAUGGAGAUAUGCGACAUCAUCAAUGAGACAGAUGAAGGGCCAAGAGAUGCAGUCAAAGCCAUUAAGAAGAGAAUUGUCGGUAGCAAGAACUUCAGAGAAAUCAUGUUGGCCCUUACAGUUCUUGAGUCAUGUGUGAAGAACUGCGGCCACCGCUUCCAUGUCCUUGUGGCGUCACAGGACUUUGUCGAAGGCGUUUUAGUGCGUGCCAUUUUACCCAAAUAUAACCCACCCACUGCGUUGCAUGACAGGGUGCUCAGUCUCAUACAGUCAUGGGCUGAUGCCUUUCGUACUUCCCCCUCCCUCGCGGGGGUGGUGUAUGUUUAUGAUGACCUAAGGAGACGAGGUUUGGAGUUUCCCAUGACAGAUCUGGACGCUCUAUCCCCCAUUCACACUCCCAGCAGGACCGUCCCAGAAAAUGAGACGACCGAGACAACGGGUGCUCCUCCCUGUCAGUUACAAGCACAAACUCUUCCCAGUUCUCCCACUCAAAAUUCUUCCCCUGUAUUGCCGCCCAGCGAGCAACCUAGCCCCCUCUCUGGAGAGCAGAAAGAGAAGCUACAAAAAGAGCUGGCGCUGGUUAAGGGAAACCUCACUGUAAUGUCGGAAAUGCUGAAUGAGCUGAAACCAGGACAAAACCAGCAGGAUGAUACGGAACUGCUACAGCAACUAUACUCGGUAUGUAAGAACAUGCAGACUCGGGUGGUGGAGCUCAUCCCUCGGUUGCUGGAUGAAGGACUCAUUGAGGAGCUUCUUGUGGUUAAUGAUGACCUCAACAAUGCCUUCAUCCGCUAUGAGAGGUUUGACAGACUUAACAAGGCACAAACUACACGUGGGGAAGAAAGUUCUGUGGGCAGCCCGAACCUCGUCGACCUUAACCUAGAGUCUUCAACGUUGAGCCAGCCGGCUGUCAUUGCAACAACCAUCCAACCUGAUUCCAACACUCAGUCUGCCAGUCAGAGGCAGUCAGCAAACCACAAAGAAGAGGAAGAGUUUGACAUGUUUGCCCAAACCCGAGGCAAAUCCUUAGCAGAGCAGAGAAAAAGUGUCAAGUAUGAGGACCCAGGAGCUGUAGAGGGCCUUGCUGGGGCCCUGGACUCAAGGUUGCAGGUCACAAGAAGUACGACGCAAGGGAAAAACACACUGCAGAACAAUGAGGAUAAAUGGCUGUCUUGUCAUACGGAAGACCAGUCCGCUGUCAGCGAGGGAGUCUCCAGUGAAGAAUUUGAUCAAUUUUUAGAGGACCGUGGAAAAUCGUCAGAGCAGAGUAACCGUACGACGUGUGACACAUUGCCCUCCACCUCUAGACUGACGCCGCAAUCGACAAGGCCACAGGACAGAUCACAUGAUCAGCUUUUUUCACUCUAGGCUGAAAGGCAAGCCCUUAGACUGAAGCAUAUGUAUACAGGGCCUCUAAUGUUUUCACCAAGCAGUUCAGUUCACCUUGUCAUGAUACAAUUUGGAAAAUCAAAUUUAAGGGUACCCCGCCUCUCGCCCGAAGACAGCUGGGAUAGGCUCCAGCACCCCUGCGACCCUCGGGAGGAAAAAGCAGUAGAAAAUGAAUGAAAAUUUAAGGGUGGUAUUGCCAUAAUUACUAUCAGUUAUGUAGUGAAAUAGUGUGGCUCGGCAUAGGCCGGUGUGAGGAAUGAUGAUAACCUUGGGCAGAAAUACGGUUUCACUGUAUUAUAAUUACAUCCCAAAAAUGUGUUAUUUUUUUUAAUGUCUUUAUUGAAAGGAAGAGAGUACAACGGAACAUAUUAAUUGGAUUAACUGAAUUUCUUAUGGGAAAAAUUGACUCAGUUAGUAUCUGUUUUGGUUACAAUGGAUGUGAACCAAGGUUGCGCUGUAAAAAAAAAAAUUCCCCCGAUUUUUUUGGUGCCCCCAAUCCCCCCCAAUUCAAAGUUGUCUUGUCAAACCAAAGUCAAAGUUUACUUGUAUAACAUAGCACCUUACAACAUCCCAAUGGUGCUCAGGGUGCUUUAAAAGAAUAAAAAAACAACUUAUAACAAAUAAGAACAGAGUGAGAUCAAAUUAAGAACUUAAUAUAUAUACACUAUCAUAAGCAAUUAUAGUAUUCUGGAUGUGAUGUCGUCUGCGACAGUGCAUUUGUAGUUUUGGUAUCCCUCACAUUUGACAGUACAAACGCAAAAAAAAAAAAUCCAUGUAAAGCCAUACUGUGAGCUGAACUGUAUUGCUUGGGAGACUUAUGUACGCUUCUAGAAAGACCUGCACUACACCACUGCUGUUUAUUUACUUUGUGUGCAUAUUUAUUAUUACAUGCAUUAUUAUGCUGUUGAUUCAAACAUUUGAUUUAAAUCUAAGUGUGUGGAAAAAGUAUUUCCAGAUUGUUUAAAAUACAGUAGCUUCACAUCACCAUUGUUUGCCUUUGAUCCAUACUCUACAUUUUAUACAGGCAAAAUAAAUGUAUGGUCAAUGUAUGUUUUGUGCUCCUUAUUAAAA